AUGGAACUGACCAACGAGUGCGACAAGUUAUCUAACCAAGACGAACUUCAAUUACUCAAGCGCGCAUAUAUGAUCAAUAAAUGCCCCUCUGGCCUAGAGAUCCGACAUCUCGCACUGAUCAUGGGUCGGUCCCAUGCCACUGUUCGCACAUGGUUCGAAGCUCACAAGCCGGUGGACACUCACGAUUCCGUCAACCGGGAAUUGCAAAAUGCACUAGAACGCUUCGACUAUCUAGAUUCCUCUGAACAGGAGGAUCAGGCUGAGGACGAAGAGUCUGAUUUGACUGAAAGUGAGGAGGAGCUCGUCACCCCGAAGAACGACCCGCUGUCCUUACAAAAAUCGAAGACAUCAAAUACUUCAAAAACAUUCUACCACGACCGCCAGAAUCAUGUAUCCGCGUCCCACGGAAGCUCUACCAUGCCAUCUACACCAGCGAUGGGAGCUCGAUCCCAAGAAUCUAGUUCCCCCACACCACGCCCAGGGAGGACCUCCUCCAGCCGUUCCUUGAUCAACGGAGAGAAGAAAGCAGCGUUAGAGAGCCACUUUAGGAAGGACCCUAAUCCGACCAUGGAAUCGCGCAAGAAGCUGGCUCUGAAGAUACAUAUUGAUCCUCAUCGCAUCAGUCAGUGGUUCGCCAUGAGGCGAUUCCGCUUGCGCCGUGCCUCUGAAGAGUCAAGCAAGUCAAAUGAAUACCUUGACGAGAAAAUUAUCAGUUGUGUCGAUGUUAAACCCGAAGAAGUACCUCGCCCGACACCAACAUUGCAUAGGAAACCCGAUCCACCGGCCGUUACGCGAGCACCAAUCAACAUGUCGCUGCGAAGUAAAACUCGAAGAGAGCCAUUUUCGUCCUCGUCGACAGAACCUCCACCGCCAAAACGGAUCCGUUUCAUUGCUCCUGCUUCUGUCAAAUCUAGAUCCUCUCGUGCUCGCCACGCUCCUCGAAAUUUCUUUCCUCAGCCAGACUGGAAUGCGCCCCCAUCCUCUAACAAAAUACCUCACUUUACGUUCUGGUUUGCUAAAGAUCGACAGGCUUCUUUCUUACCAACUGUAGCUGAUGAAAACCUCGUGGCCUGCCCGGAUGCUCAAUCCACUGUCUCGACUUUGUCCCCCUUUGUUGAUCAGUCCAGGGUUUCUCACAUGUCGAAAGCUUCCUCUGAUCUAUGUGCUAAUCCCAAACCUCGUAAUCCUGAAUUUGUCGCUAAACCUGCCGCCAACCAGUCGAGUUCAUCCAAGCCUGGCAUUUUACGGACCACUGACUUUCUUCCUUCCAUAACCAUUCAGACUGAAACCCAAUCAAGCAUUUCUCAAGUAUUUCAAACGAAUUCUGCUUCUACCUUGCUCCCUCGAUCGACUUCCCAUGCCCUUUCUGUCACAUCUCCACAAAACAUUCCAGGUACCAAGCCUGUAUCUCGUUCGAUUCAUUCGUCUAUAUCGCAAGAUCCCUUUGCUGAGAAUCCUCCAUCUCUGCCUAUGAUAGGAACGAUGCAGGGCGUCUCUCAUCCUGGCUCGCUGAUAGCUUACCCUGCUUCCACAAUAUCAAAGGCGGAUCCCAGAUAUGGCUUCCACCCUCCGGAGAAUCAAUCUUCUGUCCACGCGCAUCAUAAUCCUACUCGUCAUCACCAUCAUUAUCACGUCCUCCCUCCUCGUUGCGCUGGCACUCCUACUAUUCCUCACUCCAUCGGACGCUGGAGUUAUCCUAUGCACCUAGCCUCUUCGCAUACUUUGUUCGCGUCAGCUUCUGGAUCAAUACCCACGAACCCGCAUCUGGCGCCCCCUUCAAAAGCCACCGUAUACAGCUCUCAUGCUCUCGAUGCUAACGUUGUGACAAGCACGAUGUCGAAACUAGAUACUAUUGCUACGAUCGCUCAAAUGCAGGCACAAGCUCAAGAAUAG
This is a messenger RNA of Dacryopinax primogenitus, 1893 nucleotides long. RefSeq lists its product as uncharacterized. Lineage: Eukaryota; Fungi; Basidiomycota; Dacrymycetes; Dacrymycetales; Dacrymycetaceae. The transcript has a single exon. Bases 1 to 1893 code for a protein of 630 amino acids. The record is from RefSeq and is a predicted model, not a curated record. Gene Ontology annotation, molecular function: DNA binding.